AUGUCUGAUUCUCCCAUUCUGAUUAUCGGCGCAGGCAUCAGUGGUCUCGUACUGGCCCAGUACCUUCAGCGCCAUGAUAUUGCGUUCAGGAUCUUCGAUCGCGACUCCGCAAUCGAUGCCCGCAGUGGUGGAUGGGGUCUGACGCUGCAUUGGUCACUCCCCGCCCUGCGUGAAUUAUUACCAGAGCACCUUGUUGAGCGGUUCCCUGAAACCUUUGUCAACAAAGAAGCUUCCGCCCGGGGCGACACCGGUCGCUUCCAAUUUUUUGACCUCAAGUCGGGAGAUGCAUUAUAUAAUAUCCCUGCCGCGGAGCGUAUUCGCGUCAGUCGCGUUCGCUUGCGACAGUUACUGACUACCGGUGUGGAUGUUCAAUGGAACAAAAACCUUCGAAAUAUCGACUCUACAGCCGAUGAGAUCACCGCGCACUUCGAGGACGGCACAUCUUACACCGGGCGGCUACUAAUCGCAUGUGAUGGUUCACGGUCGCGCACACGCGAGAUCCUCUACCCAGAUGCACGGAUGAACCAGUUACCAGUACAGAUUCUGGGUGCGUCGACGCUGUACAGCGCGGAGGAGCUGGGCGGCGUCGAAUCAAUCGACCCUUUUAUCUUCCAGGGCUCGCAUCCUGACUCAAAUGUGUUUUUAUUCUUCAGUUUUCUGGAUACCCCAAAAAACUUCGAGAAUAGUAGCAAGGAUCGUUACCACUGUCAAAUCAUUAUCUCCUGGGCGGAUUCAAAGGAAAUCCCUGUCCCAGACCCGAACGCCGAUCGCAUCGCGCUGAUGAAGAAGUUGACUGAUAAUUGGUCGGAACCAUUUCGCUCGCUGGUACACAAGCUUCCUCACGAUGUGGAAGUGCGUUCGAUUCGCAUCGAAGACUGGAUGUUCAGCCUGGGCAGGGCGCACGCGCAUCCCCGGGCGGUGUUGAUGGGUGAUUCGGCUCACACAAUGACUAUGUUCCGCGGAGAAGGCGCCAACAACGCGAUCGUCGAUGUGUUGGAUUUCGUGAAGCGUGUCGAUGUGCGCCAGCCAAGCUCCUUCGAUUCCGAGGCCUUGCUAUCCUCCCUCGCAGCAUACGAGAACGAUGUCUUCACACGAGCCGAGCCUAGCUUCCUCAACUCCAGACAGGCAUGUCUCGAUGCUCAUGACUUUUCUAAAAUUGAAGGAAGUCCGCUGGUUGGGUUGCGGGAUUUGAAGAAAUCAGGCUGA
Messenger RNA from Penicillium samsonianum, 1206 nucleotides. RefSeq names its product FAD-dependent oxidoreductase. The record is from RefSeq and is a predicted model, not a curated record. The coding region runs from base 1 to 1206 and encodes 401 amino acids. The transcript is spliced from 5 exons. Gene Ontology annotation, molecular function: FAD binding. NCBI's taxonomy places the organism in Eukaryota, Fungi, Ascomycota, Eurotiomycetes, Eurotiales, Aspergillaceae.